AUGGCUUGGGUUCUUCGUUUCAUAAAAAGAACUCACUCGACAGAUGAUUUAAGAAUUGAUGAAAUAACAUAUGCAGAUAUUAUUAUAUGUCGUUUAGUACAAAGCGAUUGUUAUCAAAACGAGAUAAAGUAUCUCCAAAACCUGAAAGCUGUGCCUAAAUCUAGUACGAUACACUCAUUGGUUCCUUACUUGGAUGAAAAUCUAUUGCUUAGAGUUAAUGGACGUUUAGAUGAAGCCGUUUUUCUACCUUUGAAUGCAAGAAGGCCAAUUAUCUUACCUCAAAAGCAUUAUGUUUCUGAACUCAUAAUGAAGCACUAUCAUGUUAAAAAUCAUCAUCAGAAUAUGGCGAUAACUAUUAACGAACUGCGACAAAAAUGUUGGAUACCCCGUAUAAAAUCCGCAUACAAAAUGGUAGUUAAGAAAUGUUAUGUUUGUAGAUAUGAUAAUGCCAAACCUACACAAUCAUUAAUGGGAACUUUGCCACCUGAUCGUGUUAAUCCAUUCGUGCGGCCAUUCUCUUAUAGUGGAGUUGAUUUAUUUGGUCCUUUUAAUGUUGCUAUUGGUCGCCGUAAGGAAAAACGCUGGGCUGUACUAUUUACAUGCUUAACAACUAGAGCAGCACACAUUGAGUUAGCUGAAAAUCUUUCGGCAGGUGCCUUCAUUUUGUGCUUUAGGAACUUCUUAAAUAGACGUGGAACGUCUGUUAGAUUGCGAAGCGAUAAUGGCACAAAUUUUAUUGCAUCUCAAAAACUUUUGAAAAAAGAAGUAAGACUUCUAAAUAUUGAUGAAAUUACAAAAGAAGCAGCCAAACAUGAUAUUGAUUGGAUUUUCAAUUGUCCGGCUAAUCCCAGUUCUGGUAGUUAA
This is a messenger RNA of Lucilia sericata (common green bottle fly), 864 nucleotides long. RefSeq lists its product as uncharacterized. The record is from RefSeq and is a predicted model, not a curated record. Bases 1 to 864 code for a protein of 287 amino acids. The transcript has a single exon. Lineage: Eukaryota; Metazoa; Arthropoda; Insecta; Diptera; Calliphoridae. Gene Ontology annotation, molecular function: nucleic acid binding.